GACACGAAGAUGUGUCUAUGUUUGCUUUACCUUGCGUGAAAACAUUGUCUUUUACCUCUCACCCCAAAUCAAAGCAAUCUACAAUUCAUCCCCAGUACCUAUACCUCAAGCCAACAUCAUCACAGCACAUAUAGUCUUCACUGAGUCUGUUGUGUUGAGCGUUGCUCUGAUAGGUAAACAUCUCGCUUCCCCCCGCCCACUCGUGGAGAAACUUGUUGUACUUCAAGAUCAACAAGAGUAUUGUUCUCUUUCAAUUUAUAAUUAGUUAUUGUCUAAUUCGAAGCGAGCCAUCUACCGAUACAGACCACCCUAAUACACUACCGUCUUUUAAAGCACAAGUAUGUCACUGUUUUUUCCAUCUCUCACCUACGGUUUUCUUUUUAAAUAGAGCGCCAGCACCCACCAGACAAAUAUAAAAUUUCACAAUAACAAUCCUCAAGAUACACAAGAGGAUAUGUCACCUACUGCCAUCACUAUCCUUGAACCGAAUCCUACUUUUGAAAGUAUCAAUGCAUCCUAUGAUAAAGGUUCUUACAUUGAACUCAAUGGCGCAAAUAUUUCAAAGAAUGUUAUUGGAAAUGCUUUGAAGCAGAGGGUGGAGAGUAUUGAUCAUAAUAUCUGCGAAGCUGGUGAAGAAGAUUCAUUCUUUGUAGUUGAUCUGGGCGAGGUCUACAGGCAGCACAUGAGAUGGAAGAAGAAUCUCCCUAGAGUUAAACCAUUCUAUGCGGUGAAGUGCAACCCCGAUCCUCAAGUUAUCCGCCUUUUGGCAGAGCUGGGCACAGGCUUUGAUUGCGCCUCGAAGGGUGAGAUUGAGCAAGUCCUUAAGAUGGGCAUUGAUCCCAACUACAUCAUUUACGCCCAACCAUGUAAGACGAGCUCUUACAUUCGCUAUGCUGCAGACCAAGGUAUCAAGCAAAUGACAUUUGACAAUGGCGACGAAUUAUACAAGAUCAAGAAAUUAUUCCCAGAUGCUGAGCUAUUCCUUCGCAUUUCUACCGACGACUCCUCAAGCUUGUCCCCCUUGAGCUUGAAGUUUGGUGCUGCUAUGAACGCGACCAAUGAUCUCCUUGCACUCGCUAAAAGUUUGGGUCUUAAUAUUGUUGGUGUCAGCUUCCACGUUGGAUCUGGUGCUUCCGACCCUUUGGCUUUCCGAAAAGCCGUUCAGGAUGCUCACUCCGUUUUCGAGCAAGCUCUCACUCACGGUUAUCACCUACACACUCUUGAUAUUGGUGGGGGUUUCUGUACCGAAAUAUUCGAGCUUAUGACUGAUACUCUCAGCAAGGCACUAGACGAAUUCAUGCCUAGCCACAUCAACAUCAUUGGAGAACCAGGACGUUAUUACGUCUCCAAAGCAUUCACACUUGCUUGCAACAUUAUCGCUCGUCGCACCAUCAAAGAUCCAGUUUCAUCGGAUAAGAGCUAUAUGCUUUACUUAAACGAUGGCCUUUACGGCAAUUUCUCUGGUAUCGUAUUUGAUCAUCGAAACCCUGUUGCCCGAGUUCUUCGAGCCGGCAGUUUUACCUGCUUUGACUCUUUGACUAACCAGGAAACCGUUGAUGGUAUCCAGUACUCAAUUUGGGGUCCCACUUGCGAUGGUAUUGAUCGUAUUUCUGCCAACAUUUGCUUCGAUCACAACCUCGAUGUUGGGGAUUGGCUCUACUUUGAGGACAUGGGCGCGUAUACUAAGUGCUGUGUUACGAGAUUCAAUGGUUUCACUGAUAAUCAUGAUGUCAUAUAUGUUUCUAGUGAGCCUGGUACUAGGGCCUUGCUCGGAAUAUAAAUUUCUAAAGUCAUCUUGUAGGAAGGUUUCAAGGAAUCAUAAAAGUUGUAUGGACUUCAAUCGUGUAUCCAGGAGGGAGGUAUGGAGGAAGAAGAAGCACAUGCUGAUUGGAGAGUUUUCAUUUUCUUUGAUAGAUUUGAGUUUUAAGCUGCGUAUAGAAAUGAAUCAAGUAUAUAUGAGUUUAUUCUUGUUCUAAUAUAAUACGUAGGAUUGUUAAUUAGAUCAUAGCUUUUGUAUUUACAAUCAUGACAGGCGUUGGGUAUCGCUUUGUUCAGCUAAUAUAAAGAUGAAUAUGACCUCCAUCAGGCAUUUCUACGCCAGAUACGACUCCUCUCUCGAAUUACAACAAGUCAAUAAUCCACAGCCGACCAGUAGGUACACAGACUCACA
Botrytis cinerea B05.10 is the source of this 2170-nucleotide messenger RNA. RefSeq lists its product as hypothetical. Gene Ontology annotation, molecular function: ornithine decarboxylase activity. The transcript has 2 exons. NCBI's taxonomy places the organism in Eukaryota, Fungi, Ascomycota, Leotiomycetes, Helotiales, Sclerotiniaceae. Bases 455 to 1780 code for a protein of 441 amino acids. The record is from RefSeq and is a predicted model, not a curated record. Gene Ontology annotation, cellular component: cytoplasm.